UUCGUGUUUGUCACCGAGCCCUCUACCUUCUUCUUCCCCAGUCUCAGUCUAACCGACCUAAACCAAACCCUAUAACUCACCUCUUUUUACAGAAAAUCUCUGAAGUGUUCCAAAUUGUUACUGUUAGGCUUCAAGAUUUCCAGCGCUUUUGAAUUUAUAAGUCUAAAUUUGAAGCCAUGGGAAAAGCAAAAAAAGCUCCAAAAUUUGCUGCCAUGAAGAAGAUAGUCACUCAAAAAGCUAUUAAAAAUUACAAGGAACAAGUUUUGAAUCCUAACAAGAAAGACCUAAGCAAGGAAAAACUCCCCAGAAACGUGCCCAAUGUUUCUUCAGCGCUUUUCUUCACAUACAACACCUCCUUGGGACCGCCUUAUCGGGUUUUGGUGGAUACCAACUUCAUCAAUUUCUCCAUCCAGAACAAAUUGGAUCUGGAGAAGGGAAUGAUGGACUGCUUAUAUGCUAAAUGUACUCCAUGUAUCACCGAUUGUGUGAUGGCUGAGCUUGAAAAGUUAGGCCAAAAAUACCGAGUAGCUCUGAGGAUUGCUAAGGAUCCUCGUUUUGAAAGACUGCCAUGUAGUCAUAAAGGAACCUAUGCUGAUGACUGUAUUGUUGAGAGAGUUACACAGCACAAAUGCUUUAUUGUUGCUACAUGUGAUCGAGAUUUGAAACGAAGGAUACGUAAGGUCCCUGGUGUGCCAAUCAUGUAUAUCACUCAGCAUAAAUAUUCAAUUGAACGACUUCCUGAAGCAACCAUUGGUGGAGCUCCAAGAUUCUGAUAUGCUGAGUAUGAUGUUUCAUCAGCAGUGAUCUUUGAAUUCUAUUAAGGUAAUAGGAGUCAAACCCCUUAGGGGCACAGUAGCUUGAAAGUAUAGAUCAGUGAUGUAGCUAUAGAUUUUUACUUGUUCAACCAAUAUAACACCUACUUCUGGUGUUUUGUUUUAUUACUCUUUUUCAGUUUAACACUUAAACUGCUUGUCUUAUCCUCCUAAUGGGUGACAAUAUGAGGCCUAACAAUUGACAAUAUCAGCAUGCACUAAAAACUUUAGCGACUAAAUCAGCAAAAUUGAUAAUUAGGUGAUUAUUUUAAGAACAUGAUCAUAAUUGAUUGAUUAGUGAUGUAUAUUGCCGAAUUCA
This is a messenger RNA of Durio zibethinus, 1131 nucleotides long. RefSeq lists its product as uncharacterized. Gene Ontology annotation, cellular component: small-subunit processome. Lineage: Eukaryota; Viridiplantae; Streptophyta; Magnoliopsida; Malvales; Malvaceae. The record is from RefSeq and is a predicted model, not a curated record.